AAAACCAGCCUGCAAGUGCGCGUGCGCAUCUGACGGUCAGAAGUGGGCGGAGCGCCCCGAGGUCAUAGGCGGGGUCACGCGGGAGGCCUGACGGCGCAGGGCGAAAGGAGGUUGCGGCCUCAGCCUCUCCCCUCGGUCCGCGCUUCCAACCUAGGAGAGCUCGGGGCGUGUCCAAACGGCCUCCCCGCCCCGGGCUCGGCCUUUUUCCUCCUCCUCGCCUUCCGCGGUGCCUAGCAUUUCGGUUCCUGGAAAGCCUACGGGAGCUGCUCUUGGGGCUCUGACUAAAGUCCAGUCCUCGAAAGGGAGCCUCGAGAGCGGCGGUGCUGGGAGACCGGGUCAGCUCAACCGCAGGCGCCAGCCAGGAAGCCAAUGCUUGUUUGCUACUGAUGGGUGUGAGCAAGUUAGAUAUCCUAUACCGGAGACUUCUCCUAACAAAACUUUUUAUCAGAGGAUGGGGAAGGCCAGAAGAUCUCAAAAGACUCUUUGAAUUCAGAAAGAUGAUUGGAAAUCGAGAGAGAUGCCAGAAUCUGGUUUCAAGCGAUUAUCCAGUACACAUUGAUAAGAUUGAAGAGCAAUCAGAUUGUAAGAUCCUAGAUGGACACUUUGUUUCCCCCAUGGCUCACUAUGUGCCUGAUAUCAUGCCAAUUGAAUCUAUUAUUGCAAGGUUCCAAUUUAUUGUGCCUAAAGAAUGGAACAGCAAAUAUAGACCUGUAUGCAUUCAUCUUGCUGGAACAGGAGAUCAUCAUUACUGGAGGCGACGAACACUAAUGGCCCGUCCUAUGAUUAAAGAAGCCCGAAUGGCUUCUUUAUUGUUAGAAAAUCCUUAUUAUGGCUGCAGGAAACCCAAGGACCAAGUAAGGUCCAGCUUAAAAAAUGUGUCUGACCUUUUUGUGAUGGGAGGAGCUCUUGUUUUAGAAUCUGCAGCCCUCUUGCACUGGCUAGAGAGGGAAGGUUAUGGCCCUUUAGGAAUGACUGGAAUAUCCAUGGGAGGACACAUGGCUUCCUUAGCGGUAUCCAACUGGCCUAAGCCCAUGCCAUUGAUUCCAUGCCUGUCUUGGUCUACAGCAUCUGGGGUCUUCACUACGGGUGUGUUGAGUAAAUCAAUUAAUUGGAGGGAGCUGGAAAAGCAGUAUUAUACCCAGACAGUUUAUGAAGAAGAAAUUAUUCACAUGCUUGAAUACUGUGGAACAGAUUCUUUCAAAAUGGGACAAGAGUUUGUGAAACGCUUCGCUAGCAGUGCAGACAAGCUAACUAACCUUAAUCUGGUUUCCAGAACUUUAAAUUUAGAUAUAACAAACCAAGUCGUAUCCCAAAAACCUGCUGACUGCCAUAAUUCUAGUAAAACAUCUGUUAGUGCCACAUCAGAAGGACUCUUACUGCAAGAUACCUCUAAGAUUGAGUGCUUCAAUCAAACACUUUCAACCCACAAAAGUAGUUAUACAAGUUGCAAUCCUCAGUCAUACCACCUUCUUAGUAAAGAACAAAGAAGAACCAAUCUUCGGAAAGAACCUUUAAUAUUUAUGAAAGGAGUCAUGGAUGAAUGUACUCAUGUAGCAAAUUUCUCAGUUCCAGUUGACCCAAGCCUCAUUAUAGUGGUUCAAGCCAAAGAAGAUGCCUAUAUUCCACGAACAGGGGUUCGAAGUUUACAAGAAAUUUGGCCUGGUUGUGAAAUCCGAUACCUAGAAGGGGGUCAUAUUAGUGCUUAUCUUUUUAAACAAGGACUCUUCAGACAAGCCAUCUAUGAUGCAUUUGAACGCUUUCUCCAUAAAUACCCUAACUAAUUGGAUCAUUAUAUGUAACCAGUGUGGCCAUGGUGUUUCUUACAAAAGGAAGCUUCAUCCUAUGAUGAUGUGAAGGACAAGCAGACAGCGCUAUAUAUCUAAUUGCUAUCAAUGUAGUCUGGAAUUCAUUGUUAAAGAUCAGUUAAUGAUAAAUUUUGAAUACAUUUGAAUAAUUUGAAGACAAUAUUUGAAGUAAAUAAUGUUAAGGUAUUUUUAUUAUUGUUUAUUGGAAUCCCAUAUACUCAAUAUUUAAUCUGUUGUUACUAUUUAUAAAAACUAAAUUUUUAAUCAUGAAUAAUUUAAUUUAAAUAAAUUUAUUCAUAGAAACCCUUCCGGUUUUUAAUAAAAUUGCUAAAUCAAACCAAGAUUUUAAUAUAUCAGCAUUUACCUUAUACCCUUAUAUUAUAACAUUUCACUAUUGACUUGAUUUGAGAAACAUGUUUAUUUCUUUUUUGAAUGUAUGGUGAAUUCAUAGUCUUGUGUUCAACUUCAGCCAAUUUUCUGCUGUGGAAAUAAAUACUUAUGAUGUAUAAAAA
This is a messenger RNA of Saimiri boliviensis boliviensis (Bolivian squirrel monkey), 2317 nucleotides long. NCBI's taxonomy places the organism in Eukaryota, Metazoa, Chordata, Mammalia, Primates, Cebidae. The record is from RefSeq and is a predicted model, not a curated record.